CUUCCAAACGUUUUGUCUUCAGUUAAAUACUUCGUUGAACGAAAAGGUUUAAUUUUUGCGGAAGAGACUCUGUACAGUCUUUGGAAGGCACAGAUAAACCUCUGAACUAGGCAGAUAGGUGAAGUUAACUAAAUUAAGCUGAUCGUAAAUGCAAACAUUUUGACUGAUUUUGAUCCGUGAAACUGAAGCAAAUGAAGGAUUUGUAUCUGAAGAUGUUAAGCUUAAUUUCAUAAUUUUUGUGAAAAUGAGCAUCAACAGAAUAGCAAUAAGAACCAACAAAGGAGAUUACCUUGGAGGAGAAAAGAUCUAUGGCACUGUGUACUUAUGGAUAUGUGCUACUGAUCCAUGCAGAGGAGUGAAACUGAAAUUUAGAGGAUAUGAAAAAUGUGAAUGGGAAUUUCGAGAAGUACAGCAGGAUGAAGAAACUCAAUUGCCAGUCGAGAGGAUAGGAACCAGAAACUCCAAGAGAGACAUGUUCAGAGCUGAACUGCGACUCAUUGAAUACCCUGAUGGGAUACCUAUGGGCUGCUAUGCUUAUCCAUUCCACUACACUUUGCAGCAAGGUUUACCAGGAUCUUUUGAUGCAAAUGGGCAUCAAGCAAAUGGAGACAAGUGGAAAGCACAGAUCACAUAUAAAGUAAUAGCAGAAGUUGACAGACCUGGAUCAGGAGAAGUUCUGAAGGCUUCACAGUUCAUCACUGUAAAUGAACAUCUUCCCCUGACAUCAGUAGAACCUGAGGUCAUGACAGAGCGCAGGACUGUCAAGAUUUGUUGUUGCAUCCCAAAGGGAGAUGUUUUAGUGAAUGUAUGGAUGGAUAAGAGAGUUUACACAUCAGGAGAAACAGCUUCCCUUCAUGUUGAUGUCAAGAACAACUCUAAUGUAGAUAUUGACUCUUUUAUUGUUAAGCUCAUUAGAGUGGUAAACCUUAAACCUCAAGAAAAAGACCUUUCAUUGUCAGUAAGCAGUCAGGAAGAGAGACAGCCUGUGGGAACAAGGAUUCCAUGUGUUGUGGACAGUGUCAAGGAGAGGUCACUUGAUGGUUGUGAAGGCAACCAGCUACGAAACAUGGAAAUACCCCUUGACCUGUUUGAGGAGACUUCACGGGAAGAACUUCAACCUUCUACUAAUGGCCAAGUUGCAAAGUGUAAGUACCAUGUAGAUGUUGAGAUAGACAUCAAGUGGGCACUUCCCAUCUCUGUUCAAUUACCAAUAACUUUGAGAUCACCACCCAACCAAUCAUGGAUUGAUUGGGAGCCACCUCCAUGGGUGUACAAUUGCAGAGUCAUAAAGAUCACUGGUCCCUGUGCUGUCCCAGAGCAUUUAUUAGGUUCCAAAUCGUUUGUCAAUAUCCCUGGAAUUCAAGCAGACCCUUUCUGAAUAAAACAUGACAUGCACGGCCAAAUUCUGUGAAAGGAGAGUUUAGAACAAUUUGAACUGUUUAAGCUUGUUGCUGUGGCUACUAUGUUGUGUCUUAGUCUAGCUGUUGUCUUGAUUACAUUGUGGUGAAAGAUUGCUUAUUAUAAUAAGUAGUCAUUGAUUUGGGAGGGGGGGAUUGUAAAAUAAACUUUAUGAAAAUUAUGGGAAGGUUAUCAUUCUUUCCUGUGACUGCUGGAUAGAAUUAAUAGUCAAUGAAAUCAAGAGAAAUUGUGCAGUGCUUUACACAAUUUUAUUAUAUCAAAAUGUUUUUAGUGAUUAUAAAAGAAUUAUUUAAGCAACAGUCAGAAUCAUGGGAAAAAAAGCCCUUCAAAGCUAGGUUUUUAAAAUUAUUAGAAUAUAAGUAUUAUUACUGGUAGUUAGAAAAAAUUGUAAGAGGUCAAGGCUAUAAUUAUUUUAUGGGAAAAUAAUCUGUUAAUAAACAAACAUGACAGAAUUUGUAUGACCAGCAUACAAAUUCAAAUAUUUUAAAGUAUAUUUUAUUGUGUAAUGUAGUCAU
This is a messenger RNA of Orbicella faveolata, 1934 nucleotides long. RefSeq names its product arrestin domain-containing protein A-like. Gene Ontology annotation, cellular component: cytoplasm. The record is from RefSeq and is a predicted model, not a curated record. Gene Ontology annotation, biological process: protein transport. NCBI's taxonomy places the organism in Eukaryota, Metazoa, Cnidaria, Anthozoa, Scleractinia, Merulinidae.